Molecule: messenger RNA, 644 nt
Organism: Rubroshorea leprosula
Lineage: Eukaryota; Viridiplantae; Streptophyta; Magnoliopsida; Malvales; Dipterocarpaceae
Source: the annotation of a GenBank genome assembly
CAAGUGGUUUUACGCCUUCUUUGGUCAUCAGUUCCUCUUCGCAUUCAUGUCCUGUUCUUCAUCAAGAUGGCCCACACUUCAGAAGCCUUGUACGAGAGACAAAGACCAAAGGCUAUUAGUCCUUUGCUUUCUAACCUGCAGAAAUCAACUGUUGUUGAGAGGUUGAAAGGGUUCAAUUUUGGUGUUUUAAGGAUCAAGGGUGGAGAAGAAAUGGGCCGGAUCGAAAGGCUAGGGAUAUAUCUAGGUUCGUUUUUCUUUUGCUUUUUGCUUUUAGUAUAAAUAGGGGUGAUGAGGAGUAGAAAUGGGGGUUUUUUUUUUUGGUUUGGAUGUGGUGUUGACGGCGAAGAAAAGGAGGGAUUUUUCUGCUGGAAGGAGAUCGUUUUGUGAAAGGAGAUUGUAGAUUUCAUCUCAUUGCUAGGAAUAGCUCUCAACAGAGGAUUCUUUUUUAGGAAAAAUGGUGAAGGAGAUAGUGGAAGCUUAAUCCUGUGGGAGAGAUUCCUUCUAUCAGAUCAAGAUCUAUUUUUCUUUUAAAGAUCUGUCAUGCUUGUUUUUAUUUUUCUGUGGGUUUAUGCUUUUCUUUUUUAGAUCUAAUGUUAAGCUUGUAUAUUUGUCAUUGGAAAAUUGAAUGAAAAAAAUCCAAAAAA